AUGAGUUUUCUUCGUGAGGUGGAGAGCUUUAAAGCAGAAAAGCUAAAAUCGGUAAAUACAACAGUCACUACAGCAGAGGGAAGGAAGGUGAAAUUCAAAAAUCUUUCUGAGCCAAUUGAAAGGGGACUCUUUAUCUUUAAACCCCGCCAUAUUAAAAAGUUGCAACAUGUGUAUUCCACUGGAAAGACUUAAUAUUUCUGUUUCAAAGUCCCCUACCCCACCCAGGCAAGCUUUAAAUUCCCCACAUCCAUUUGUGACAAAUGCUUGUGGGUUGCCAUGGAGGGGGGUUUGGGAAUGGGAUAUUGAAGCUUCAAAGUGAUCUGAAUUAUUUUAUUCCUAGAUAUAAUCACUGGGCUGUAACUUAACCAGUACCUCAUUUUAAGUUUCUAGAGCUCAAGAGUGGAGAUGGAGGUAUCGUCACUGUAGAUACUGGAGAACACAGCUUAGGAUUUUGUGAGGACCUCUCACCAGAUGACAAGCUUUACAAAGUACUGGACAACUUAUUUAUAAGCUCACAAGAUGGAGCCAGAAACUUGGAGGAACUACAUCAAAAUAACAUAACUCACAUAUUAAAUGUUGGAAUAGGAAUACAGAAUGCCUUUCCAAAGGUGAUUGGUCAUUGUUGGACAUGGUUCUCUAGGUUUGAAAAUAAUAUCGUUCAACAUCUUUUCCUGUCUAGUAGCGAAGUUCUUAAUUUACACAUUCUUUUCAUCACUUGCUCCAUGUAAACCCAACCCUUUUAUCUUCUAGGGAGGGGCACCUUUUUAGUGGCUCAAAAGGGUGUUGGUUUUUGGUCUUGAACCUUAAGUAAGGUGUGCAAUCUUACUGUUAGGUAUCCAAAGCAGGGUGUCUCUUCCUAUUUCAAUGUUUUUUUAAGUCUUUGUUUAAAUAUGCUAGGAGUGGACUGGUAAGGACAAUGUGGCAACAUAAGUACUAGUUUUUUUUUACAUGAACCAAAAACAUCACCCUUUAAAACAUGGUCAGGUUUUAAAGGGGCCAUUGGCACAUUCCCACCCAUACUUCCCUUUAGUGGUUCCCCCCCCCCCCUUCAACUUCCCUUUCCACCAAACAAUAAUCCUGAUCCUUUAAUUCAAAGUCGCACUUUAAGGGCCUUAGCUACAGGCAUGCUCCCACCUACUUCCCUUUAGUAAUGACCUCCCCUGCCCCCCCCCCCUGCACCACAGGUCAUCCCUUUUUGUACAUUCAUUGAAAGCAGCAAGUAUGUUAAUUUUUCUUUCCAGGAGUUUGAUUACAAGACUGUUGAGGUACUGGAUUUGCCAGAAACUCCCAUUUGCCAAUACUUCCCAGGGAUGUUUGAUUUUAUCCAAAAUGGCUUGGAAAGUGGUACAGUGCUUGUUCACUGGUAAGGGAACCUUGGUUAAUUAACCCUUUACAUCCUAACAUCAGUGUCCAUAUUCUCCAUACUGUUCUUUAUACAUUUCCUAAAGUGCUAAAAAAGUGAAUUUGUGAAACAAUCAACAGUUUCUUCAGUUGGUGAUUAUUUCCUUUAUUCUCACAACCUUAAAGUGUGAUUCAGGGGUGUUAUUGUGAGGAGAAGUUAGAUUCCAGUCACUCUUUUAAGGGUUAAUGCCUCUAAGAGAAGAAGGACCAGAGGAGAAGGAUAAUAUUUGGCAAGUGCUCACUAUGGACAGAUCAAGUGUAGUUGUGUGUGUCUUGACUGAGAGACAAAUAUUUUCCAGUCAGGCCCAACCUCAUUCAAUAAUGCACAUUAUAUCUUACAACCACUAAUUGCAGAACAUUCUGGAGGCAGGGUGUAUACAGCACAGGUGCUAAAGAUCAUCCAGGAAAAAAAACUUGUCCCAUCAUUUCUUUCUUGACAGAAUAAGAAACUCAGAAUUCAUAAAAAAAGUGUUGACUGAGAUCUUUUUUUUUUUCAAGUUAAAUUCCACAAUUUUUGUUUUACAAUACAGCUGUGUAAGCACAGGGCUAGACAGCUUUAUCCCAACCUGAGGCCCAGUUCUUGAAAGUCCCAAUAUUUUUUAGGGGCCCAAAGCCAUAUUUUUAAAAUCUUAAUGAAUGGAAUUGUAGUUUGGCUCUUUUAAUCAAAAGCCUGUAUGUUCUGUUUUCUCCCCAUCAGUUCAUUGUUUGAAUUUCCAAACUUCUUAAUAUCCUGAUCUUGAAUGCAAAGAUAGUAAAAGCAAACCAGCUCUUUAGGACCUUUUUGGUCAUGUCCUGAAGAAAGACUAGCCUCUAAUUUCUGCUCACAAUACCACCUCAAAUCACACAUUAAGGUCACAAGAAUCAAGAAAAUGAUCGCCAACUUAAGAAACCUUUGAAUGCUAUACAAAUUCUCCUUGUCAGCAUCUUAGGAAAUGUAUAGAGAACAGUAUGGAGAAGAUGCAUUUGGAUGUUUGGGUAUAAAGGGUCGAUACUGUGAUGUGGGUGCAUAUUUAUCUGGAAAAAUGGAAAUGUCUCUCAUUUAUUUCUUGAUAGCAAUGCUGGUGUUUCUCGUUCUGUGACUGUCGUUCUUGGCUACUUGAUGUCUUCAAAAAGAUUGCCACUGAAAGAGGCUUUGAAGAUUGUUAAAAAAGCCAGACCAAGUGCAAAACCUAAUGUAGGAUUCCUUCAUCAACUAGAAGACUACCAGACAAGGCUUCAUCUUCAUUAAAAGAACACAAGAAACAAUAUCCUAAUAUUAAUAGGUGAUUGUAAAUAUAUGAAAAUAAUGUUUGUGAACUGCGUUUAAGAAAUGAAUAGGAAAGUGGUCUUUGUAGUAAUGAACACUACUUAAGCAGUAGUGAAAAUAAGGCCUAAAAAAAAUUCAGGCCUGUAUGGGAUUUGAAGCCAAGUUCUCUGUGAUACCAUACUGUGAUGCAGUGCUCUACUAACUGAGCUAACAUGCCAACUGGGAGCUUGUCAUUAUUUUUGGUUUGUAACAAACCAGUGAAGCGAGUUAUGAUAUCACAGCUUGAACAUUUCUUUGAACAGUUUAGGAUAAUUACAAUUGGUGUAUGAAAAUAGGGGAAAAUUUUUUUACUUAUCCUGAGGAAUUAUCAACAUUUAAUUAUUAUUAAAGAGGUG
Messenger RNA from Pocillopora meandrina, 3042 nucleotides. NCBI's taxonomy places the organism in Eukaryota, Metazoa, Cnidaria, Anthozoa, Scleractinia, Pocilloporidae. The record is from the annotation of a GenBank genome assembly.